GCCAAAUCAUCCCCAUUCUGGCCAAGCUGGAGGCACAUUUCAGACGAUGUGAUGAAGACAGUGUUUUCACCUCUUCAAUAAAAGAGAAAGUCUGGGGUAGUCUGCAGAAAAGAUAUCAGGUAUUUGCAGACAAUAUCAAUGCGCAUGAAAAAUAGGGUUACCUUUUUUCAGUAUCAGCUCCUAUGUUAUAUCUUGUUUUACUUAAAGGAUGAAAACCUUCAGAAAUUUCUGAAGGAGGCCACAAUGAUGGACCCACGUUUUAAAGGCAGGCUAGGUGGUGAGGCAGCUACUGACAUCUGGGACAGGUUGGAGAAGGCAGCAGUUGCAAAUGCCACAGCAGCAGUUGCACAGCCUCCCACUGAGGACCCCAAAGCACACAGCGAGGUGGAUGAUGCUGACAUGGACAAGCCAGAACAAUAUCUAAGUAAGGUCCAGAAGUCACCCUUAGAAAAGCUGUUUGAGGAUGAAGACAGAGAGCUUCAACAGGCUGCUUCUCAAGCGGGUAGAGUCCCCUCAAUCACAGAGAAGGUACAGAAGGAGCUUCAAAUAUACAAAAGACUGCCAGGAAUUACCUCUGGACAAGACCCUGUGGCCUGGUGGUGGAGUAAGAGGGAUACACUCCCCAAUUUAUCUGCCCUAUCAGAAAAAUACUUGUGUGUCCCAGCCUCAUCAACGCCUUCUGAAAGAGUUUUCUCUUGUGCUGGGCAUGCCAUCAGCCAAGAGCGAUGCCGUAUAGCUCCAGAAAAGGCUAAUAUGAUUAUCUUCUUGCAAAAAAACUGCUAAACAUCACAGGUUUCAUGACAAAGUUUGUGUUUUCAAUUGUUUAAGCACUGGUUCCAACCAAAGAAGUUAUGUUUUAUUGACAGAAAGGGCUAACUUUGUUAUAAUUUUGUUUAAAAAAAAUUACUGGGAAAAAUAAAAACGCAAGAGGUUUUUGGAUGAAGUUUGUGUUCUUUAUUUUUUUAAGCACCGGUUCGAGCACCGUUUAAGCACCGGC
Messenger RNA from Oreochromis niloticus (Nile tilapia), 997 nucleotides. RefSeq names its product zinc finger BED domain-containing protein 1-like. The transcript is spliced from 3 exons. The record is from RefSeq and is a predicted model, not a curated record. The coding region runs from base 139 to 783 and encodes 214 amino acids. Gene Ontology annotation, molecular function: protein dimerization activity. Lineage: Eukaryota; Metazoa; Chordata; Actinopteri; Cichliformes; Cichlidae.